Molecule: messenger RNA, 492 nt
Organism: Dibothriocephalus latus
Lineage: Eukaryota; Metazoa; Platyhelminthes; Cestoda; Diphyllobothriidea; Diphyllobothriidae
Source: the annotation of a GenBank genome assembly
AUGUUCUGGCCGCUGAUUGGCGACCUCUUGGUCUGUAAGCUGAAUUACUGGCUUCCACCGCUGCUUCUCACACUGAACAAUCGUUACGCCAGUGUGCGCGAGGAGGGCUGCUGUGUUUUGGCCUAUCUGGUCUGCUCGUAUCCCUUCUUCUCCCGACUGCACCAGUACUCUCGACGUCUCCUCAUUUGUAAUCUCACCUUUGCCCUGUUCGAUGCAAUGGAUUGCCACCUGGAGACCUAUAUUGCGGACAGGAAGGAUAGUCUGGUGGCCAGGGACUGGCCACUGUACGUCUACUACGUGGCCAAGUACUGGCCUGACUUUGCCAUGGAGUGGAACCUGCUCUACCAGAGGCAGGUGCUGGCCCUGCUGCAGACCGGUCUCGAGCGAAAGAUCGCUAGGCGAAAUGCCAAGGCGGCCAUUCUAUAUUUGGUGCGUCGCACCAAACGCAUCUGUCCACUCCUAACGGCCUGGCGUACGAAGGAUGACGACUGA